Messenger RNA from Suillus clintonianus, 618 nucleotides. Its product is annotated as Cerato-platanin. The record is from RefSeq and is a predicted model, not a curated record. Lineage: Eukaryota; Fungi; Basidiomycota; Agaricomycetes; Boletales; Suillaceae. Bases 135 to 560 code for a protein of 141 amino acids. The transcript has 2 exons.
AAGUCGAAGCACCAGCGCAUUAAAGGAGGCGACUUUGAAAAGAAAACUGCACCUCACGCCUCAACUUUGAGCUCAUCCAUUCCUCACUCAUACUCCUAUACCUCAUACAACCUACAAGCAAAGUGCUUUACAUCAUGAAAGUUUCAUCCGUCAUCUUCUCCAUCUCCGCCUUUGUCCUUUCCGCUUUGGCGCAAACCACGGAAACUCUUUCAUAUGACAACAAUUAUGAUGACGCCUCCCUCUCCCUUUCAAGCGUUGCUUGCUCAGACGGUACGAAUGGGCUUGAGACAAAGGGAUAUACAACUCUCGGAUCACUUCCCACGUUCCCUAACGUUGGCGGUGUCUACACCGUGACGGGCUACAAUUCUGCUGCAUGCGGAUCCUGCUAUAAUGUCACUUACGGAACUAAAUCCGUUGCUAUCCUCGCGGUGGACGUAUCCACAAACGGCUUCACCGUUUCAGAGACGGCGAUGAACACCUUGACUGGUAAUCUGGCUGUGGAGUUGGGAAGGGUGGAUGUUACGGCAACCCAAGUGAAUGCAUCAUUUUGUGGCUUGUAGAUGCAUCCUGUUGGAAAUGUUGGGACUUCGGACUUGGCACAGUUCCAGUGGAUUUGAA